Botrytis cinerea B05.10 is the source of this 1413-nucleotide messenger RNA. RefSeq names its product Bctrs33 (gene Bctrs33). The record is from RefSeq and is a predicted model, not a curated record. Gene Ontology annotation, cellular component: trans-Golgi network; TRAPP complex; cis-Golgi network. The transcript is spliced from 3 exons. Lineage: Eukaryota; Fungi; Ascomycota; Leotiomycetes; Helotiales; Sclerotiniaceae. The coding region runs from base 286 to 897 and encodes 203 amino acids. Gene Ontology annotation, biological process: endoplasmic reticulum to Golgi vesicle-mediated transport; regulation of GTPase activity.
GGCCGAAUCAAACCAAAAGCAUCAUCUCCUUCAGUAAGCUACUCAAUUACAUAGCCAUCCUCUGCAACCUCACCACCUUACCACUUCUGCUCUCUCUGCAUUUGUGAUUACAGAAUAUACACUCAUUCUCCCAAAUUACCUACGCCAAAGUGAUUUUACACAAUUUAAUACCUUAUUCUCACAUAAUCCUUGCAAUAACCACAUCCACCCAACUCUCCAUCCUCCUUGCGCAAACCAAAACACCGAGCCACUCGUCCCUGGACCUACUAUCAACAGCUUAUAAAAAUGUCCUUCGAAUCGCCUCUUCCACCCUACAAUGCCUCCGAUCCCACGGCCACCUUCCUCAAUUCCUCGUGUCUGGACCUCCUCCUUAUCGAACUCGUUCCUCUGGCCUACCGGACUGUGCACGCACUAGAUGCGCCUUCUCCGCCCUCUUCCUCUCCCAAUCCAUCUGCAGCUCCAAAAAUGGAAGAAGAAGAAGAACGCGAACGAGUGUUUUUCCGUCUCGAAAGUCUCGGAUAUCGUGUUGGGUUGGGUCUCGUGGAACGAUUUAGUAAAGAUCGUCCCCGGUUUACAGAUACAUUGGAUGUUAUUAAGUUUCUGUGUAAGGAUUUGUGGAUGCUGGUUUUCAGGAAACAGAUUGAUAAUCUGAAAACGAAUCAUAGGGGAGUCUACGUCCUGACAGACCAUUCAUUUCGUCCCUUUGCGCGCAUGAGUACAGAACCAGGCGGAAAUGCAGUUAUACGCGCUCAACCUUUCCUAUACUUCCCCUGCGGCAUAAUUCGUGGAGCCCUCGCCUCAAUGGGUAUAAAUGCUACUGUUCAUGCGGAAACAACUGAAUUACCGGGUGCUACAUUCCAAAUUAAGAGUAUUGUUAAUACUACCACGGGCAAAUGAUUAUGUUAUGCUUGGACUAUUAGAAAGAUACAAUAAACUCUGCUAUUAUUGUCAGAACCACACAACAGGUCGGCCAGCUGUAAGAUGAAGAAGUAAUGGGCUUUAGAGAAUCCCUAAUAUACACAACUACCCAGAGCCGAAUUCCAAGAGAGGACGAGAAAAAUAAAGAUAUACCAUACCACAAUGUACAUCACCGUACAAUAAUAUUUGCGACUUAGCGAUUUGCGAUCUAGCGAGAUGGCAUGGCAAGAUAUGGAAUCGAAUGAGAUGAUGAUUAGCAAGGAGUCAUAGGAAGGGUUUGGUCAAACCAGGAAAUUGCAGGGUUAUAGAAGUAGCCAUAUCCCGCCGCCGUCGACGACGUUGUCGAGGUCUCAGGCAACAGGGGCACUGCAGAUUGCCCAGAUGAAUUCACGUUAUUGACUUGUGGGAUUUUGCUGGGAGAAUUGGCAAGAAAAUAACCCCUGAAGCAGACGUUUCAUAGCCAGAUGCAAUUAGGAGAACUCGCGUACGUUGAAC